CUUCAUCGAUCCAUUCGAGAAGCAAUACAGAAGCAUAAUUUGCAACCAGAGCAACAUCUCGUCCUCGCUAGAAAUGGCCAUUCCAGUCAUCGAUUUCUCGAAGUUGGAGGGGAAGGAAAGAGCUGAAACCUUGGCACGGAUUGCCAAUGGAUGCCAAGAAUGGGGAUUCUUUCAGCUGGUGAACCAUGGGAUUCCGGUGGAGUUCUUGGAACGCGUGAAGAAGGUGUGCUCCGAGUGCUACAGACUCAGAGCGGAGGGCUUCAAGGCGUCCAAACCUGUGCAGCUGUUGAACAAGCUGGUGGAAGAAGAAGGCGACGCCGCCGAUGCUAAGCGCUUGGAUAACGUGGAUUGGGAGGAUGUCUUCCUUCUCCAGGAUGACAACGAGUGGCCGGCCAACCCUCCAGAGUUCAGGGAGAUCAUGAAGGAGUACAGGGAAGAGCUGAGGAAGCUGGCUGAGAAGGUGAUGGAAGUAAUGGAUGAGAAUCUGGGGUUCGAGAAGGGCUCCAUCAGGAACUCAUUCUCCGGAAACGGCGAGCAUCAACCCUUCUUCGGCACCAAGGUGAGCCACUACCCACCGUGCCCGCGCCUGGACAUGGUGAACGGCCUUCGCGCCCACACCGACGCAGGCGGCGUCAUCCUCCUCUUCCAAGACGACCAAGUGGGCGGCCUGCAGAUCCUUAAAGACGGGCAGUGGAUCGACGUGCAGCCAGUGGCCAAUGCCAUCGUCAUCAACACGGGAGACCAGAUCGAAGUCCUCAGCAACGGGCGGUACAAGAGCGUGUGGCACCGGGUGCUGACGACCAGCGACGGCAACCGCCGCUCCAUCGCUUCCUUCUACAACCCCUCCUUGAAGGCCACCAUCGCUCCAGGGACCAACAAGGACGGCUCUGCUACAGCGCUGUACCCCAAGUACGUUUUCGGGGACUACAUGGAUGUGUACGUGAAGCAGAAGUUCUUGGCCAAGGAGCCGCGGUUCGCGGCGGUGAGAGCCGUGUGAGGAUAGCAAAAGUGCACGUUAUUCAUUAAGAUAUAUUGUUCCUUCGAUUGAAUUCUUCGCAUGAGAAGAACGUUUGUUUGCAUCAGAUUAAUUCUUCAUGUAAUGAAUAAAACGAGUCGUCUGCCUCUCAA
Musa acuminata subsp. malaccensis (wild Malaysian banana) is the source of this 1128-nucleotide messenger RNA. Its product is annotated as 1-aminocyclopropane-1-carboxylate oxidase-like. NCBI's taxonomy places the organism in Eukaryota, Viridiplantae, Streptophyta, Magnoliopsida, Zingiberales, Musaceae. The record is from RefSeq and is a predicted model, not a curated record.